This is a messenger RNA of Guyanagaster necrorhizus, 624 nucleotides long. RefSeq lists its product as uncharacterized. Lineage: Eukaryota; Fungi; Basidiomycota; Agaricomycetes; Agaricales; Physalacriaceae. The record is from RefSeq and is a predicted model, not a curated record. The transcript has 6 exons. Bases 1 to 624 code for a protein of 207 amino acids.
AUGGACGAUUCUUCGCUUCGUGCUCAUGACAUUCUCUCGUCAUGUACGAGCAUGUAUGCCUUGAUUCCGUAUCCUCCGACAUCUUUUCAUAAUACAGUCAGUCAGAUGUCGCGAACGUGUCGAAUAUCCACUAUUUAUCCGCCUUCGGAGCCCUCUUCGACAACCUUCUAUCCUUCGGUUUCCACGAACGCAUCAUAUGCAAAGGUCACAACUUACUCCGCAUCCUCCUCUUACAAAAACACCGACGCCGGUUUGGUAACAAUUAGUUCGCCAGUGUGGCCGAGCGGACCCUUCCCAAACUCCUCCGAUAAAAUGAUCAUUGCUGCUAAGACUGAUUUGUUUUGUUUGUCGGAUAUACUCGGACCGAUCGUUGCAAGCACGUGCGGGAUCAACCGUGGCUUCAACGUUGCCUACGCUUACGGCGUUACCCAGUCAUCAUCGACGCCUAAACUGAAGGGUCAUGCGUAUUCAACUAUUUGUGAACCUGACUCGGACGAAGUAACAUGGUCGGCUCAAUGGAUUCGGGGGCGACCCUCGCCGCCUUACGCUCGACAUACAUGCACUGUCUCUCAGCCUCAGUUGAUAUCAAAGUACCGGAGCAAUCAUCUCUUCAACACCGGUUGA